AUGCUCUACAGAUUACUGCGUAGUGUAUCUUUCCCAUAUAUUGGCACUGCAUUUGUUGGGAAUAAACGUCAGAAAAUUUCUUCUCUUUGGAGACUACACUCUCAAAACGGUUAUAUCAUAACCAAUUUAGUUUCCAUGAUUAACAAGCAAUUCGCCAUCAGAUACUCAUCGUUGAAGCCCCAAUUUGAUAACCUUGUAAUCAAGUGCAAAAGCAUUAGGCAAUUCAAACAAGUACAUGCUCAAAUAAUCGUUCAUGAAGGCUUUCUUCCUCAUGAAACCUCACUUCCAGAAUUGUGUAGGCUGGCGUCUUUUUGUGCGAUUUCACCUCAUGGAAACUUAUUUUAUGCUAAAACCAUAUUCGAUCAGCAACCAAACCCCACUGUGCAACUCUAUAACGCGCUCGUUAGAGGGUUUUCGGCAUCCCCUACCCAGCCUCAAGAAGCCAUCUUCUUGUUCCGUCAAAUGCUACGUAAUGGUGUAGGACCCAAUAAUAUGACUUUCCCGUUUGUAAUUAAGUCAUGUACGUUGUCUUCAAGCAUUGAAUUUGGGAUUUUGGUUCAUACCCAUAUUUUGAAAUGUGGCUUUGAGUCUGACUUUUAUGUACAAAGUUCGUUGAUUAAGUUUUAUGCGGAUGCUAAACGUUUGCCUUCUGCAAAGAAGUUGUUUGAUGUGCAUCCAGAGAGAGAUAUUGUUUGUUGGAAUUCAAUGGUCGAUGCAUAUGUAAAAUCCGGUCACAUGGACCUUGCAAGGCAAGUGUUUGAUCAAAUGCCACACAGGGAUGUGAUUUCUUGGAACAGUAUGAUCAAUGGCUAUGGAAUUGCUGGGAAUCUUGAUGAAGCAAAGAGGCUGUUCGAUCAAAUGCCUGAGAGAAACAUAGUCUCUUGGAAUUCAAUGUUAGCUGGGUAUGUCAAAUGUGGCAACGUAGAAGAUGCACUCAGAAUUUUCCGCCACAUGCCUUACAGAGAUGUGGUUUCAUGGAACGCCAUGUUAGCUUGCUAUGCACAGAAUGGAAAGCCAAAUGAGACACUUGCAUUAUUUGAUGAAAUGAAAUUAGCAGGAAUAAGGGUGGAUGAGACUACAGUUGUUAGUGUAUUAUCUGCCAUUGGUCAAUUGGGUGUUUUAGAUAAAGGUUUGCACUUGUAUUUGUACAUAAGUGAACAAGGCAUCAAUAUUAACCUAAUUGUUGGCACUGCAUUGAUAGAUAUGUAUGUCAAAUGUGGUAACAUUACAGAAGCUUCAAAGAUAUUUAAUUCAAUGCAAACUAAAGACAUUCUAGCUUGGAAUACCAUGUUAAUUGGCAUGGGGAUGCAUGGUUAUGCCAAGGAUGCUCAAAAUCUAUUCAAACAGAUGCAGAAAGAAGGCAUGGCACCAAAUGACAUGACUUUUGUUGGUAUGCUUAUUGCUUUCUGUCAUGCUGGAAUGAUAAAGGAGGGUCAAGAACUAUUGUCUUCCAUGGAAGGUGCUUAUGGUGUUGAACCAAAAGUUGAGCAUUAUGGCUGUGUUAUUGACUUACUAUCUCGAGGUGGAAGAUUGGAGGAGGCUUUGGAUCUCAUAAGGAAAAUGCCUGUGGAGCCCAAUGCUUACAUAUGGGGUGCAUUGCUUGGUGGUUGCAAGAUUCAUGGGAAUGCACAGGUGGCAGAGGCAGUGGGAAAGUACCUCUUAGAUUUAGAACCACAACAUGGUGGACGAUACAUACUUCUUUCAAACAUAUAUGCUGAAGCAAAAAACUGGGAUGAUGCAAGAAUGAUGAGGGAUCUUAUGGAAGCCAAGGGUGCAGCCAAAGUGGCAGGAUUAAGCGUGAUAGAGUCGGAGGAUGGUAGAGAUUGCAAGGAAUAUAUAUAUCAUAAAUAG
Messenger RNA from Lactuca virosa, 1851 nucleotides. Lineage: Eukaryota; Viridiplantae; Streptophyta; Magnoliopsida; Asterales; Asteraceae. The record is from the annotation of a GenBank genome assembly.